AUGUACAGGACACAGAAGUCCCUGGCUCUGCAAAAGAAAGCUUCUGAAGUGGUCCCUUCUGCAACAACUGAAGUUUCUGUUUCCAAAGACUCUGGAGUUCAACCCGUAGGGACCGACUUGAUGUCAAAAACAGACGCUUCCCCGGCUAAAACAACAACGACUCCCAUCGUGGAGCAACUGAGGAGUGCCAUCAUUUCUCCGGUAAAAGUGCCUGCGGCAUCUCCUGUGGAGGAAUUGACCGUUACAGCCAUUCCUGCUGCAAAAGUAGCAAUGGCAUCUUCCGAGGAGAAGUCUACUAGUAUCGUCAUUUCUCCCACGAAAGACACGACAACAACAUCUUCUAUGGAGAAAUCUACUAGUAUCGUCAUUUCUCCCACGAAAGACACGACAACAUCUUCUAUGGAGAAAUCAAAGAGUACCGAUAGUUUUCCGACAGAGACCAUCACGGCACCACCCGUGAAAGAGCCGACCAUUCCGGGCAUUUCCCUCACCGAAACAGCCACGACGGCAUCAUCUGUGCAAGAAUCGCCGAGUGUCGCCACUUCUCCGUCAAAAGCGGCGAUUGCUUCUACCAUGGUGGAUUCCUCCAGUGUCAGCAUUCCCUCCACAGAAGCGGCGACGACAUCUCCCUUGAAAGAAUCGACUGUCAUCGAGCAGCAGAAGAGUGAAAAAUCUUCCACUGAAGUAAUCACCAGUCCUGGACAGAAUAGCGAUCCCGACAUUCCCAAACAGGUGCCGGCCAUGGACCAAGUUUCUACGGCUGAAGAAUCCUGCUCGACUUCGAAAUCAGUGGAACCUCCCGAACAGGAAAAUGACAUGUUGGAGUCUAAGAGUAAGGAUGCAGACCAAUCCAUCACAAGUAAAGAUGUUUCCAAGCAGACUGUUGUUGCAGAUUCCUCCUCCACAAAUACGAUUCCGAAAGAGUCGGUACCUGAAGAGGAUCGUGCUCCGAUAGCAGCAACCCCUACUCCCGAAAAGAAAAGAGGUAGGGGUCGGCCUAGAAAAGUACCCAAAGAAGACAGAGACUUAGAGAAAGAACCAGAACCAGUCCGGGAAAAGGAGCCGACUCCUCCGCCGGUCACCCCGGACUUGGCUUCUCCCGGAAUCCGCAAGAGCCAGCGGGCACGCAAGAGCAAAUUCUCUGCAGAUCACAGCGACUACGUGUCGGGGAUCACUCCCCAGAAGACGCCGAAGAUCAGGACCGAGAGUCCUCGAGUUGACACGAGGAGUUCCAGAGUCGACGUUCCGGUCGGAGAGAGUCCCGCAGUCGUCGACACUCCGGUGGGAAAGAGUCCCAAGGUCGACACUCCGGUCACGAAGAGCGCCGGGGGCGACACUCCGGUCGCAAAGAGUCCCGCAGUCGGCACCCCGGUUGGCGAGAGUCCCGGGGACGUCGUGGUGAAGAGGAAGAGGGGAAGACCACGGAAGAACAGCGUGGCCCCUCCCUUGGUGCCGGAAACACCACCCGCUGUUGUAAAGCAGGUGGAAGAAGCGCCCGUGGAGGAACCCAAAGCGGAAGAAGACACCCCCCGCCGUGGGGGGUCCAAGAAAUCCCGAAAGACCGUCCCCCGGAAAGUCCCCCGCGGGGGAUCGGUGGUGGACGACGCGAAGAAGCUGGAGAAGGAGGAGCUGCUGUCGGAGAUCUCGGCCAUUUCGAAUGUGGCCCCCCUGAGGAAGGUGGAGGACCCUCUUCCACCUCCUCCUCCACCCCCCGCGGAAGAAGCGGCUUGCCGGUGUGCGGAGCUGACCCUGCCCCUGAAGAAGCGGAAGCACCAGAAGGGAGUGCCGGAGAAGCGGUGCCCCCAUGCUGGAACCCCUGCGUGCUCCAGGACCUCCAAGUCGCCGCCGCACAAGAAGAAGGUGCGUGAGUUUAUUUAUAGUCUGUGUAUUUAG
This is a messenger RNA of Uloborus diversus, 1893 nucleotides long. Its product is annotated as proteoglycan 4-like. Bases 1 to 1893 code for a protein of 630 amino acids. The record is from RefSeq and is a predicted model, not a curated record. The transcript has a single exon. Gene Ontology annotation, molecular function: DNA binding. NCBI's taxonomy places the organism in Eukaryota, Metazoa, Arthropoda, Arachnida, Araneae, Uloboridae.